UUCACCAAAUUACUUCACAAAAUCCCAAGUCCACAUUAUUCUUCCAUUCUGAAGAACAGAAAUGGGGAUCAAACUCUCCAUUUCCUUCCUCCUCUUCCUCUUCUUCAACCUCUCUUCUCUUCUCAACACUCUUGCUUGUGACUGUGGCAAAUCCCCUUCUUACCCUCCUUCCCCUAAACCCAAACAUCCACCGCACAAACCGCCGCAUUACCCGCCUAAACCCCCAAAUCCCAAAUCCCCUCCUCCCUACAAACCCCCACCGUCAAACCACCUCCCCCCUACGUCCCAAAAUCCACCCACCGUAAAACCGCCACCCCCAUACAUCCCAAAACCACCUACCGCAAAACCGCCUCCCCCAUACAUCCCAAAACCACCUCCCCCAUACGUCCAACCCCCAGUGGCUAAACCCCCACCACCACCGUCGCCACCGCCACCGGUGGUGUACCCAUCGCCGCCUCCGCCGCCAGUGUAUGUGCCGGUACCUAGUCCGCCACCGCCAGUGAAGCCAGCGCCGGUGGUGCCAUCGCCGGAGACGCCGUGCCCGCCGCCGCCGCCGAAGCCGGGGAAAUGCCCCAUUGACACACUGAAGCUGGGAGCGUGUGUGGAUUUGUUGGGUGGGUUGAUCCAUAUCGGAAUCGGCGAUCAGACGAAACAAACUUGCUGCCCUGUUCUUGAAGGGCUGGUGGAUUUGGAUGCGGCGCUUUGUUUGUGUACCACCAUUAAGGCUAAGCUUCUUAAUAUCAAUAUCAUCAUCCCCAUUGCCCUUCAAGUCCUCAUCGACUGUGGCAAACACCCUCCCUCUGAUUUCCAAUGCCCUUCUUACUAAGCCAAUCCUUUCAGGAGUCACGGGCGCAGUUGUAGCAAUUACAUAAUAAAAUAAUAAUAUUAUUGGAAAUUGGCAAGUGACAAGCAGACAAAGGACAAGACUACUCUUUUUCUUUUUUCUUUUUUUCUUUUUCUUUUUUUGUGAUGAAUUUUAUUUUUGGUUCUUAGAACGUGAAAUGUUUGGUAUUUUGUUGUUAAUUUUGAGUUUGAGGUUGUGUAGUAUUAAAUAUCAACUAUGUACUGUGCCAUUAAAUGUGACUAUUAAUGUUCAUUAAUCA
Messenger RNA from Benincasa hispida (wax gourd), 1103 nucleotides. RefSeq lists its product as uncharacterized. NCBI's taxonomy places the organism in Eukaryota, Viridiplantae, Streptophyta, Magnoliopsida, Cucurbitales, Cucurbitaceae. The record is from RefSeq and is a predicted model, not a curated record.